This is a messenger RNA of Capronia epimyces CBS 606.96, 891 nucleotides long. RefSeq lists its product as uncharacterized. The transcript has a single exon. Lineage: Eukaryota; Fungi; Ascomycota; Eurotiomycetes; Chaetothyriales; Herpotrichiellaceae. The coding region runs from base 1 to 891 and encodes 296 amino acids. The record is from RefSeq and is a predicted model, not a curated record.
AUGGGUCUCACAGCAGUUUCCCCCAUCGAAUCUUUCGCCAAUGGUACGCCCAUGGAGAAGGUGCUUGAAGCACUGUAUCGAGAUGGCGCAGUACGCAUCAAGGGACUGCUCUCGCCAGCCGAAAUUGACGAGAUCAACGCCGAGAUCAAGCCAUAUUUCGACGCCGAUUUCAACUCGGGUCUGGACGUCUUCGCCAAACAGACGAAGACUGUGUGUGGUCUUGCAGGCAAAUCGCCAGCUGCAGUGCGACACAUCCUCCAACACCCCACGGUCAAAGCCGCCGUCAACGACGUGCUUACGGUAACCACCCAAUCCUGGUGGGGAGACGCGCGCAACUCCUGCACCAGCCCACCGCUCCUCUCGAGCUUUUUCACCGUCCGUGUUGGGCCGGGAAGUGCCAGGCAAGGCCUUCACCGCGACGAUCAAGACCACCACGCCACACACACGCACGGGGACCCGCGCGAGACCACCAAGCUGGGCUGCAUCGUCGCCACAUCCAAGACAACCCGAGCCAACGGCGCCACCGAAGUUGUCCCCGGCUCUCAUGUUUGGGACGACGAGCGCAAGCCCAAGAUAGAGGAAUGCACCUAUGCAGAGAUGGAUGCAGGCGACUGCGUGUUCAUCAUGGGCAACUGUUACCACGCUGCAGGAAGCAACACCACGACCGACGAGUUCCGCAGUGUCAUCGUAACCUUGUUCUGUAAGGGCGUCUGUCGUGCUGAGGAGAAUCAAUUCCUUGCCGUGUCCAAGGAACAGGUGGCAAAAUACGAUCAUGAUGUGCAGGAUCUUCUCGGUUGGAAGGCCAGCGCUCCUUUCUGCGGUUGGUCCGACUUUCGCAACCCCUAUGAUUUGAUCAGGGCGGAAGACACGACGCAACGCGAUCUUUUUUAG